Molecule: messenger RNA, 6063 nt
Organism: Apis laboriosa (Himalayan honeybee)
Lineage: Eukaryota; Metazoa; Arthropoda; Insecta; Hymenoptera; Apidae
Gene: ken
Product: transcription factor Ken
Exons: 6
Coding region: 772-2211 (479 amino acids)
Biological process (GO): regulation of transcription by RNA polymerase II
Cellular component (GO): nucleus
Molecular function (GO): RNA polymerase II cis-regulatory region sequence-specific DNA binding; DNA-binding transcription factor activity; protein binding
Source: RefSeq, a predicted model, not a curated record
CGGAGCGAAGAAGAGAAAGAAAAAAGAAAGGGAGAAAAGUGUGCGGCGGUGAUCAUGAGUCACGGUACCGAAUUACGCCCUUCGGGAUGAUGAUGAUGAUGAUGAUUAUAAUGAUAAUGGUGAUGAGAAUGAGGAUGAGGAUGACGAUCGCCAUGACGAGAUCGCGCGUGUGAUAAAUACGCCCUUUACGUGCCACGUGCGUAUCGAAAUCGAGAGCGAGCCUUCCCCCCUCUGCCCCUGUCUCCCCCCCUCUCACCUGAGUGCAAGCGAUAUCGAUGAUUCGCGGAAAUCGGUUCGAAUCGGCAACAGCCUCGUUUCGAAACGUGGAGGACGACAUUCGUGCGUGUUUCUGGUGAAAAGAAGAAGAAGAAGAAGAAGAAGAAGAAAAAAAGUGAGAAGAAGAAAAUUGUGUGAUAAUUCCAUAAGUGCCGAUUUACCGAUUUUUCUCAUUGUCGUCUCGUUCCAUCCGAUCGAUCGGAUCGGUUAAUGUUCGACCGUCUCGAGUCCGCGCUCCUCCAACUACGUGGUGCGAUUUGUGGUGCCGAUCGGUGGUGAUACACGCUCCGGUACAUCAAUGUAUGUCACGUGCAUGUACCGUCCUCGUCGCCGCAAUCACGGGAUUUCGGGUCGUCGGCUCGUGGAGAUGCUUCGUGACUCCUCGAGAGAGUCUUAAGGGAAACACCCGCCGACCGCCGACCGCCUUUCCUUGGAUACCAUCGUUAUUGGAUUAAUUGGAUUACGGACGAUUCGGAACAACGACAAACAAAGACGAUGUAUACUGACGGUCUCCUCACGCUCCACUAUGGGAAGCAUCCGGCGACCUUGGCCGCGGAGGUAGGAGCCUGGUACACCGGGGACCGUCACGUGGACGUGACGUUGGCAUGCGACGAUGGGUCGGUGGUGAAGGCCCAUCGCGUUGUUUUGGCCGCAGCUAGUCCCCUUUUGGCUAGUCUCCUUCGCAACCCCGCCCUGGACCACGUGGUCCACUUGUCAGGGGUGCGAAAAACCCAGCUCACCCACCUCCUGGAAUUCCUCUACAACGGAGAAGCCCUGAUCCCGUCGACGGAGCUCACGCCACUCAGGGAAUUGUUCGAGCUUCUCCAGAUAAAGUCGGAGCUGUUCGAGCCUAACCAACCGCAGACCUCCACCAACUCCGACCCCGAAAGGAUACCCACCCCCCAACCCUCCGAGGGCCAGGAGAGCUCCAGCUACGAAUCGCAGUACGACGGCAGACAGUCCAACAAUCCCGCGGACUGUUGCUCGGUGCUCAUAAAGACGGAGGGAUGCGAGGAGGAAGCGGAGGUGGACGUGGAAGGCGUGGAGGAGGCGCUGCUCACCGAGGGGAACAGGGAGAGCAGCAUAGAACCGCCGAGGCGGAGGGACAGCUCCGACCCCGUCAAUCUUAGCCUGAACUCGGGCACCUCCACGACCAGCGAGAGCUCCCACGACAUCGUGCCCAGGCCGGAGAAACAAUUGCUGGAGAGGCGGGAGUCGCUGGAGGAGGCGGAGGAGAGGAGGAGGCAGCUAGCAGCCCGGCUCGCGCUGGGCCUGGAGCCGGGGAAGCGGAAGCCGGAGGAGAUACCGAUCCCGCCCGCGGAGGCGUACAUAGUGACGCCCCACAGGAAGCGGAGGCCAGGCUUCCACAACGCGCCCGCACAGAACCCUGCCUUCGUCCCGUUCAACCCUGGAUUCGAGACGCCGAGGAGGUUGCAAGCGCCCCGUCCCCUCAGCGUCUCCACACCCCCCUACCUGGACAGGUCGGUGACGCCGCCCGGUGGAUCGCACAGGCCGCCAAGCGCUGACCCGGCGACGGCCGCUGGCCUGGAACCGCCGUGGGGCUCUUGGGCCCUUCCCUCGACCAGGGCCCCGCCGCCCCCGCCCACCGACGACCCGCCGAAAUCUACCCCGGUGCGCGAGUACAGGUGCAGCUACUGCGGGAAACAGUUCGGGAUGUCGUGGAACCUCAAGACCCAUCUCAGAGUGCACACCGGUGAGAAACCGUUCGCGUGCAGGCUGUGCGUCGCCAUGUUCAAGCAGAAGGCCCACCUGUUGAAGCACCUCUGCUCGGUGCACAGAGGGGUGAUAGCGGCCCCGGACAACACCUUCACCUGUUGCUUCUGCUCGUUGAGCUUCGACAGCCUUCAAGAGCUCAUCAGGCAUCUGUCCGGGCCCCACAACAAUCUCCUCCUGAGCAAGAAUCUGCACGACUAGCGACGCGGAUCAAGCCCGACGACCGCCCCCUACCCCUCCCGUCGCCUUCGUCGUCGUCCCCCCCCCCGCCCCCGCAAACCCUCCCCGAAUAUCUCGAGAAUCGAUCCGGGAAAGAGCGAAACGGAAUUCGGAUAUCAGGGAGAAGUAAUAAACGCGCGAGUGCCUUUCAAGUGAAUUCAACAACUUUUCCGUGAUCGACGAGAUACGAUAAUGAUAAUGAUAAUGAUAAUGAUAAUGAUAAUGAUAAUAAUAAUAAUAAUAAUAAUGGUCUCCUCUUUCGCCAUAUUUUUAAAUAUAUCGAUCUCGAGAUGAUCUCGAGAGUAUUCGUUGCUAUUAUUAUUAUUACGAAAACAAUUUUCUCCGAGGAUAAACUCGCGCGCUCGUAAAAUUUUCGUAAAUUCUAAAUCAUACUUUUUCGACGAACUUUUCGUGAUUUUUUUUUUCGCGAAUCUUUUUUCCCCCCCUCUCCCCCCUUUCUUCGAGAGAGAAAUAACGGCAAGAAGCAUCGAAAGAACCUUUCGCGAUUAAAAAAGAAGAAAAUAGAAAAAAGCGUUACGUCGUUUUCGCGAACGAUUUCAACAAGUUAUACUCGAAAACGAUGCAACGAAUUCGCCACAUUGUUUAUUAUUAUUAUUAUUAUUAUUAUUAUAAUAAGCGAUGACCAGUAACUCUGACCAAAUAACAUAUUUCCGGCGAUCGACGGAUUCGUGUAUCGGAAGUGUGUGUGUGUGUCGGACUAAUGUUCAACGGUCUCCUCGCGUUAAGGAAACGUUAAGAGAGUCGAAAAAAGAAACGAGAAUAAAGUAUAUAUAAAAAUAUAAGAAGAAGAAAAAGAUAGAAAAGAUACAUAAACAUAUAUAUAUAUAUAUAUAUAUGAAACGAAGAGAGGCGAAGAGAGUCGAGAGUCAAUUACGACCGUUUGUGACCGCAGAUAAAAGAGCGCCGUAAUAAUUUAUCGAUCGAUCGAGCAAAGUAUACAUGCAUACAUACAUACAUACAUAGAGAGUGUAUUAUUCGCGCAAAGUGAAUUCGAAACGCAUCCUUCUCUCGUCGCGUCUUUACUUAUUCGAGCAAGGAAGAUAGAGAGGGAGAUUGCUUUGUUAAGAAAAAAAACGCUUCCCGUUCGCGUCACGUGACACACAACAGAGCCGCAGCAAAAAAAGGAGAAAGAGGAGAAGAAAGAGAAGGAGGAGAAGAAGAAAAAGAAGAACCUCUCGUUUACCUCAGAUCGCGCGCAAAACAAUCUCACAAAUGUGUAAAUAAUAAUAAUAAUACCGUUUUACCGUUUUAUGUAGUAGGUAGUAGGAAACAAUGCGGACGGAUUUAAUUUAUUUUACACUUUGAAAAAAGGGACCAACUGAUUUUUCCACCGAUUUCUGUCUUAGGUAGAUUUUAGGUAUCCUGCCCUGUCAAUCGCCUCGAACAAAUUUGCUUUGCUGGAAAGAGAGAGAGAAAGAGAGAGCUGUGAAAAGUCGGUAUUCGGAAGGGAAAAAGAGGAAAAAGGAAGAGAGAGAGAGAAAAAAAAGAGGGAAAAAAAAAAAAAAAGAAAAAAAUUGUCUAAUCAUAAACAACGCGGAUAAAAAAGGAUACGAUCGGGCUGUUCUCUUUUCGUCCCGCGAAGAGGAGGAACAUUUAUCGGGCGAUUUUAAGAUGGAAGAAACGACAAUAAUUGUUGUUGUUGUUGUUGUUGUUGUUGUUGUUAUUAUUUUUUUUUUCAAACUGUUGUCCAGAGAGAAAGAGAGAGAGAGAGAGAGAGAGAGAGAGAGAGAGAGAGAGAGAGAGAGAGAGAGAGAGAGAGACGUUGAAGAAACGUUGCCCAAUGUUCUUCCACGUGAUUCAACAAUCCUCGUCUUCCAAUCGAUCGUGAACAACAACCUUCCUCCCUUUUUAUCCUUAUCCCAUCUUGCGUUCUUUAUCCAUCCACGCGAAACGUUUGUUUGGUAUCUCAGCGACUCGAGUGCCUUGUCAAAAUGGGUCCAAAAAUUGGUCGAUUGGGCAGUGAUUUCAUGUGUUCAUAGGCUUAAGAUUACGCGUAAGAUGAUGACGAAAUACACGAGCUCGCUUAGGAAUUGAAAACGAAAAAAAAGCGUUAAUUAAUUUUCACGUAGAGAAAGAAGAGAUGUUUUUAAUUAUCACUCGAAUUAAUAAUCCAAGUUUCGUUAGGAUUCUCUUAGAUAGAUUGUUUUUUUUUUUUUUAAGUAGUAGGCUUUUGUUUCUCUAAUUUCUUUUUUUUUUUUUUGUUGGCGCAGGACGUCAUGAGUUUUUUUUUUUUUUGUAGAUAGGUAUUUACUACCUAAGGUGCCUUGAAGAAGGGCCUCGACCUCUCUUUAGCUCCUUGGCCAUACGAAAAUCUCGGGGACGAGAUGGAACGAGCGAUCUUGGACAAACAAAGGAACGCGAAUAAUUAAUCUUAAGAAUUGGAUCGAAAUUUUCUCGCGCGAAACAUUCCAUCUCGUGAAAAACAUUGACUUUGCGAUAAAAAACCACGAUAAAAAUCUAUCGAGUUUAACCUAACAUCGAAAAAACCCUAUUGUAAAGAAGGAAAUUUCUCUAAAGCGUAUCUGCUUCUUUUUUAAGGAUCUUCCAUAUAAUGAAUGAAUAAACGGUCGAUAAAAUCAUCUCAUUCCAGUCCGUAGAAUUUCCAUAGUGUUCGCAAAAACAUUCUAUCCCGAACGAGGAUGAGAUCGCUCGUUCCAUUUUCGCCUUUGGCGUGUAUACACGCAUAUACGCGGCGUGUAUGGAAGUGAGAAAAAGAAAAAAAAGGGAAAAAAAAAAAAAAAGAAAAAAAAAUGAAAAAGAAAAAGGAACGUAAGAAGAGGUUAGAGGGGUGGUGUGCGCUCUCAUUUAAGCCAGGCAAAAAUGGCCAGCACAAAACAGUGAACGCAAUGUGAUACUAAAUGAUAAUAAAGAUAAAUGAUAAUUAUUGUUUAGCGUGCAAACGCGCUUCGGCGAAACUCGCAGGCUCGUGGCUCUUUUAAAUAAAAAAGGAGAAGAAAAAAGAAAAUAUAUAUAUAUAUAUAUACAUAUACAUAUACGUAUAUAUAUAUAUAUAUAUAUGUAUAUGUAUAUAUCUAUAUAUAUAUAUCUUUCGAACGCGAGAGGAAAGAAAAAGUUAAAUAGACAUCCGAUCUUUUUUUUUCUGCGAGCCGCCUAAAUAAUUUUUUCUAGUAACUAACUUUUCGUCGUUUCUCUUUCCAACCCUCUCUCCUCCCUUCAAACCCCCUCGUCCAACCCCCCUUGUCCCCUCUUCUCGAUACAUAAGCGCACUAGGUUUACGUAUAUAGAUUAUUUUACCGUUAAUUAGUUACGUUUAUUGUGUAUACACACACACACACACACAUACAAGUACAUACAGAGGACACGUAUACGCAUACAUACACAAACAAAAAUACACGACACUCGCGGCCAGAUGUCCUAAGGAAAUACGAAAUAAUUAUUAUAGGAGAUAAAUCAUUCUCGAUCUUUUUUUUUUUCAACUUCAAUUUUAUCACGGAAAGAGAAAAAAAAAAUCUUAAAAAAUUUGCUCAAUAUUUUAUUCGAUAAUAAUUUUUAUAUGAGGUCGAGAAAGUGGAUAAUCGAUCGAAGUUAAAAUGUUUUAAGAAUUAAUUUUUCGAGUCGUUAAAUCGAAAUGGAAAUUUAUGAAAAAUUUUUUUGGCAGCUUUGUCGGAAUGAGAUAAUAACAAUCGCGUUGAUUUUUUUCGAAUUUUCUCGAUUGUUUGUUCUUCGGGCAUCUGGCCAGAGUGUCUCCAAGUAGAAUUUAAGCAUCUUCCGAGCGGAGAAAAACGUUUCUCCGCGUGCUUUCUUAGUGUUCAUAGAUUUACAAGAAAUAAAUUAAUUGAGAUGAGAAAAGAA